Leishmania braziliensis MHOM/BR/75/M2904 is the source of this 6621-nucleotide messenger RNA. RefSeq lists its product as hypothetical. The coding region runs from base 1 to 6621 and encodes 2206 amino acids. The record is from RefSeq and is a predicted model, not a curated record. NCBI's taxonomy places the organism in Eukaryota, Euglenozoa, Kinetoplastea, Trypanosomatida, Trypanosomatidae. The transcript has a single exon.
AUGCCACGCCGCUUGUGUGUAGUGAUGAGAAGAAGGCAAGUAGAUGUCGUUGCACUCUACACCGAUCCUUGCGGAGGCUCUACGUUGCCGCUGCUGGAAAACUACGCACUUCCUCUCCGAAAUGGCAGCUUCAUGGCGUACAGGUGUACCCCUCCCACCUCGCCUCUCCGGGCUUUAACGCAUGAAGUAACAGCGCCGCGACUUGUGCAUUUGCGAGCUGUGGCUCCCACGGUCAUGCUCGUUCAGCGUUGCUUCCGGUCGUCAUUUUCGUCGCAGCGCCACCCAAGUACUGCCUCGACUACUGCUGCGCACGACAAGGACAACACUGACGAUUGGUCCAGUAUUGAGGUUGAAGUUUUGAUGCCGGAGCCGGAGCUGGCCGCCUCUGGCAACUCUAGGACAGUAUUCACGACUGAUGGCGCCGCGGUUGCUGGUCAUUCUUCAUGUGUCUCUCCAACGGGCAGCAGCAGAUUGGCUACAACAAUAGAGACGAUUGACACAAUCGACUCGUACGCCAAGGCGAAGGUGAGCAAUUUUGUGCGACGCUUACUGCAGCCAUCGGCCUCUGGUGCCAGUGGCGCUACCCCCUCCUCCUCUGUUGUCGACUUGGAGGUGCGGCAGGUGCAGGGAUGCGGCAAGGCAGCGCAGUACCAUGCUCGCUGGCGGCUGCCACUGCCGGUGGAGUUCGGUGAGCGCUACGGGGAAGGAUUUGCACCGACAGCCAAGGAGGCUGAGGCAGUGGCUGCCAUGCAUGCCGAACGUGUCAUCGAUGCACUGGGCUUUCAGCUGUUUCAGCUUUCAUCAAAGCAGCGCAAGCACGCGGAGGCAGCGCGGGCGGCAGGGCGGUGGGCUCCGAUGCCCGCGGCCAACAUCAUCACCGCCGCGUCUUCGAGUGACGCGCCAAUCACAGCUGCGGAAGUGGUACCACCACCUGACACCCCGUCGCCGCCGCCGCUGCAGCUGCUGGGAUUGUCUGCGCAACAACGGCAGGAGAAGGAACUCCAAAUCGAUCGCGUUCAUUUCUCCCCGGUGCAGCGCGGCGGCUUCGCUCCUCUCGCCUUCACGUUGGCAUCCCCUCACUAUUUUGACUCGAGCAGCCACGUGCGCAUCGAGCGCUUCUUUCGAGUUCAUCGAACUUCGUUAAAGGCGAACUUGCGUCUUGUAUUGUUGAAAGGCUGCCGCAGUGGCGCCAUGAAGGAUGAUGAUGCCGACAAGGGUUCGAAGACGCGCCAGCGCUUGAGCAUGCCGGAAGGCCUCUUCCUUGCACAGCUCAUCCUUCCCUUGCCUGUACGCUUUGGCAAGCGUGUCGCCAUGGGAAAAGCCCCUACUCGCAAAGAGGCCGUCUUGCUCGCCUGCAUGCACGCGGAGCUCAUCAUCGACGCUGUGGGCUUCGCUCUUUACCCCGACAACCGUGAGAAUCAGGCCGUCCACGCCGUAGAGUGCGCAAAGAUGCAGCGCUGGUGCGCGCAACCGGGCGACUUCACAUACAGGUAUGCCGCUCCUUCCCCGCCGCCGAUGGAGCUGGUGGAGGAGCUUCACCCGUCUACGGUUGCGGCAGCAACAGUGGUGACGCCGGGGCCUGGUAGAGCCGUAAUCGAGGCGCCACUCUACUCGCGGGCGGCUGACGGAAUGACCUACUCUCGCAGAGACGGAGGGGGCUCAGGUGCCUCUCCUUCACCAAGGAGCGCUGUUGGGGCUCGCGCCGGCACCGCGCCGCCCUCUGAGGAGUCCAUAUUGCUGCAGCAUCAGCAAGCGAUGUUGGCGGUGCGCUAUUUUAUAGACGAGCCGUCGCUGCGUGACUUUGAGUCAGCGCAUUUGCUUCUGGAGCGCUACGUGGGCCAGUUUGUCUCGCAGCCCGCGCCGCACGCUGAAGACACUGCCUACACAUCAGCAACCUCCCCAACCAACUUUCUUUUGGCCGAGCUCAUGCUUGUAGAGGAAUUAGGCCAGCGCGACCGACGCGUCUUUCGGGCCACCAUCACGGUGCCGCUCUCCACACCAGGGGCAGCGUUGACUGCGGAACAGGAUGUCGACGCCAGUUCACCGCUUCCCUACACACAGUCGUUCGUUGCCAUUGGUGUGUCCUACACACAUCGUCUUGCUGAGGUGGCUGCUGCCGUGCACGCACUGCGCACACUGGCGGCAUUGAAUCGCCUCUGUCUGGUACGCGGCAAUGCUGCUAUGGCGCAGGCGCUGGAAUCCUUCGCGAUGCGGGCACAGAUCCCUCUCUACGACCCGGCGCAGCCCAUGCUUGACCCGUCCCAGCUCCCGCCAGAGUCCCUGCCAGCACCGGUGCGGGCCAUGGAGGGCUUUGUGGGCCGUAUCGCAGCCUCGGGGCUGAAUCUCAGAGAACGUAGGCACUUGUCCAAGGCUGUGGAUGCAGAGAAUGCGAGAGGCCGCUUUUCAGCUCGCAUCGCGCUGCUAUCCGAAGAAGCGGGAACGCUCGUGAACACACUCAACCGCGAAGAUGACCUUUUGCGGGAGCUGCGUGCAUGUCAAGAGCGGCUGCCCCGCAUGCACUGGGACGCGGCGCCAGACGCUGAUGGCCGCAUUAUCGUGUCACCUGACCAGGAUGUUCACAAGAGCCGUAUGUACAAUCACACGCUCUCGUCCGUGCGCCAGCCUGAUGUAAUGGCAACCACUCGCUUACGCGACUACCUGGAGCGCCACGGCAAGUCGCCCGAUAUGGCGCUCUCUAUCGUGCGCGCGUGCAGCAAGCGAGAAGGCUCAGAAGAUGGCGCACUGUAUGUUGCGAAGGUGGUGCUGCCCGUCACGCUGCGCCACCGUCCCAAAGCAAAGAGGAGGCCACCGUUGGUGGACGAGAGUCACACUGACGCGCUAUCAUCCAUCUCUUCGCCGUCGUCAGAGCCGCAACCACCGAUGCCGGAGUACAUAGCGCAAGGUGAGGGCCCCACCCGCGACGAUGCAGUUCUUCUGUGCGCAGCGCACGCAGAGAUGCUGCUCGAUGCAGCAGGCCAGCCGCUCUACGAUCACCCGCUCCUGCAAAGAAAGCACGCCGACACGGCGCGAGCGCUCGGGCGCUGGGCACCGUUGGUACGCGGCGCAGCCUUGCCUCCAGAGUCACUCCGUCGCAUACCGCCGCCGCUGCGCAAGGUUACGAGCGAAAGUGCAGUGUGGGCUCGCGUGCAAGAACAGCGGCGCACCUCGACAUGUGAGGCGGUCACGACGGAUUCCGCUGAGCAUGAGGCUGGUAUGCCGUCGAUAGCCUCGUCUACGAGCAGUGCACACGCGGGUGCGACAGCGCCAGCCAGCGCUGCUGGUGUGGACGAUGAAGCGCUGUGUGACAUUGCUAGUCUCCAAUUUGUCUACCACACAGACAUUAGUCAAAGGGCGCUUCGCCAGGUAGCAGAGUAUUUCGCGAACAACGGCUCCGACGUUUAUCGGAUGGUACGUCAGUACGCGGUACGACACCCAGAGCUUGGAACGAUACAUCGGGCCAUUGUGGAGAUGCCUUUGCCAGCGUCAUACGGUCGGCGGUACGCCGUUGGCUGUGGUGCUACAAAGCGUCAGGCGCUUUUCCUCUGCUGCAAGCACGCCUUGCUCAUUCUGGACGCCCUGCGCAUCCCCGUCUUCAGCCAGUAUGGUCGACAGCGAAGGUACGCACGGGCUGCGGCGGUCACGGGACGCGAUGCACCCCUUUCCGGCAAAGCCCGCGGAUCAAGUGACACGCCGUCUCCUCCAGGACUCUACUAUCUCACAACGUGCGCCGCCGCAAAGGAAAAGCCUCCAGAGGUACCAAAACUCCCUACCUUCAGAGACCGUAGGGUCUUAACCUUGUGGAGCACCUUUGUGCAGCACUGUGCGUCGUACGUGACGCGCAGGCGUGAGACGCGGGUGAUGGAGGCAGUCGGUGUGGCAGGAAGCCCAAGAGUGCCUCGCUCAAAUCUCGUUGCGGAGGACGUCACGUCGGACGUUGCCGGUGACAUGCCGAGUGACAAGUUUGCGCGGCGGCAACUAGGAGACCUGUGCCGCACUGCUAGACUGCCUGACCCCACAGACAACGCGCCGUCGCAGUCUCUGGCACUCUCUUUAAACGAACGGCGUUUCUUUACCUGCAAGGAGCUUGUCGGGACACCGUAUACGAUGCGUGGUGUCAGCGACGUGACGCCGGCAGACAGUCGCCACCGCGCCUUUGGGCACGGCAUUCAGCUCCUUCUCCUUGUCGUGCGUCCAAACAGCGUCAGUACGCCGACGCCGCGCCGCAGCUGGUGGGACGGGCAGCAACGUACCUUGUGCAUCAUCGACCUCGUGAGGAAUCAGAUCACGCCACACGGCUGCCUGUGGGUGCUUCGGAUGUGGGCCGCCAUGCACUACCCGCCGCUGUAUGUGCGCGUGAUGCUGCGAAAGGUGGAGCUGCCCGCGGAGGGGCGAGGCAAAGUAGAGACGCAUCCACACGAAUCAGCUGCCGCAACGCUCCCACAGCUGGCGUCGAGUAUGUCUGCGCCCGGCACGUCUUGCCUCCCUACUACCUAUCAGGGUAUCGCAUCAAUUGCGGAAUUCCGUGAUGGACGUGAACAAGUGUUGUAUUACGCUGUCUGUGAAACUGCCGGUGCCACCAUUACGACCCCUCCCGAUUCCGUCCACAGAGCGCUUCGGCAGCUGCUCAGCGAUGUCCAGCGAGUGCCGACGAUGCAAACACUCUACCGCUUUCUGUCGAAGCAGCCGCAGCUGCACAUCCCGUCUUUUCGCGUGCUAGCCGAUCCCGAGGACGUCGUCCAUCGGUUGCACGCGGAAGUGUGCCACUCUCAGAGCAGCGCACGGACCACCCAUCCUGCGGAGCCGCUGCCGGUUGGACAUGUUGCCGUUCUCUUGACUCUCCUGGCGCAUAAUGAGCGACCCACCGCUUACUUUUACACAACGUGGUGUGUAGAGAUGCUACAGAUGUGGGUGGGCGCCCUCAGCAGCGCCUAUGGAUGGGCUACCACGAAAGAGGGAGGGGCAGGCUGUGGUGAAACCCCGCACCACCCCCUUCCCUCGACACUGGAGUUAACCUUUGCGAGCUACGGCCUCGCCCGCGCGGCGCCGUCCUCAACGAAAGCACUGCCAACGCGAGCGAUGAGAUUCCGCACCGCUUCACCAGCGGUGCCCACGCCGCUCGCCGGCGCACUGGCGCUUCUUUGCCGGUGUCUUCCACAGCUUUCCGAUGUGCCGAUGAGCAAGGGAAACGGAAAGAAUGUUGCAGCAGCGCAGGUGGUCCGAAACACGGCGAGCUCGGUAGAGCGAGACCGUGCGCUACCGCUGCAGUUGGCUCACCUGAUCCUUAUGGGGCUGUUGUUAGGAUGCACCCCCUGGGCGGUGCGUGCGGCAGCGAUUGUGGCGUGUGCGGAGCACUCAUUGGAGUGGUAUGACAAACAUCAACUCUUGUCUGCCGGUGCCGCUGGCAGCGACACCUCCGCAGAGACGCCGCCACUGUCAAUCUCAAGCUUGGUGCCAUACGUCAGCGUGGACGUGACAGACGCGGUGUUGGCUUCGCUGGACACGACAGUUCCCCCUUUGCCGCAGGUGGUGCUCCGCUACGCCUCGGAGGUGGAGGAACGACUCGAGGCCCUGUGGGUGGAAGCCUCCGCCACAGCAGCUGCAGGGGAGACGUCACCUUUGCCGUGGUUGCAACCGCCAGAGGAGUGGUGCGCGUGUCUCGGCAAAGCAGACGCGAAGAAGCGACUUUCUUCACCAGAAACCGGCGUCCUCACAUUAGCAGAGCGUCGCAUUUUGCGCCCACUGCUGCAGUGUGCAGUUGCCACCUCAGCCGCCCCUCACGCGGUGUGGGUGCGUGCCGUUCGCCCGGGGAGGGAAGGCGACGGAGACGAGGUUGGCCAUGACGGUACCGGCGGAUCCUGGGACGAGACGGAGGCACCGGUGGCGCGCCUCAUUUUCCAACACAGACACGCUGCCCGCUACGCAGCCGUGCACGUGAGUACUCGCGACCUCACACAGGUGGAGACAAUUGAAUCGGCCAAGGACAUCUCCGAGAUGGCGACGUGCUUUACCGUCUUUGGCUGCGCUGUGUACCCUACCGAGUCGCUGAUGGCCUCGACACUGGAACAGGAACUGGCGUCUACGUUGUCACAUCUCUCGCACGCCGCAGGGGAUAUGGAGGAGGAAACACGCGCGAACGACGACGACGCGGAUGACGCCGCCUAUGCUGCAAAUGAAGAUGAAGGAGACGAAGACGAGGUUGGGAAGUUCGAUGACGCCGACGAUGACGACGAUGUCGACGUUGGCCAGUUCACGCGCGUCUUCGGGACGUGCGUCUCGCCGCUGGCCGCGGCGCUCGUCGCGGCGGCACCGACAAGGUCUGCGUCGCUGCAGUCGCAUCACUCCACAUCUGCUACGCCAGACGACGUGGUCGCUGGCGGUGCGCUGCGUGCGGUUGGCGAACACCUGCCCAUGUUGAUGACAGCGUUUCAAGAAACAGUGCCGCUUCUCGUGCACCGCCACGGCUCUGUACAGCUGUUGUCAAGCCUUUCUGCACAGCUGCGCUCACGCGUGGAGACGACGACCCCGUUCACACCGGAGGAACGGCGCGCCAUCUCUCAGCUUUUCACUUUGACUGUGCAGAGUGCCGCUGAUGGGGAGAGUCGUUGUGAUGAAGCGAUGUAG